Molecule: messenger RNA, 722 nt
Organism: Carcharodon carcharias (great white shark)
Lineage: Eukaryota; Metazoa; Chordata; Chondrichthyes; Lamniformes; Lamnidae
Gene: lrrc23
Product: leucine rich repeat containing 23
Exons: 5
Molecular function (GO): protein binding
Source: RefSeq, a predicted model, not a curated record
AUGUCUGAGGCAGACACCGACAUCGAGAGCAAGGAAGAUACCGAGUCUGGUAAACAGCUGUCAGGCAGCGAGGAUGACAGAGCGGACCAGCUCGAAUGGAACGCCUUAACCAUGGAGAUCCUGUCGGAGAGCCUAUCCCUACUCUGCAAGACAGGGACUGGACUCUCGCACGCCUAUGUCCGCGUAGACCUGAAGGAUCGUGGACUGACUGACAUUAACGCAAUCCGCUCCUUCAUCCAUCUGCGCUACGUCGACGUGUCGGUGAACAACCUGCAAGACAUCAGCCCCCUGGCCAACCUCAGCCACCUCCUGUGGGUAUGCGCAGACGAGAACUACCUGACCAGCGCCAAGAUCGAGCAGCUGCCCUUCCUUCAGGUGCUUAGCCUGGCGAAGAAUCGCAUCAAGGACAUGCAGGGCAUUACACACCCCCUCCUCGAAUCGCUAAUCCUGACAGGGAACCAGAUUAAUGAAAUGUCCGGACUGGACCCCUCCAAGCUAACUCAGCUGCACUCGCUCGAGCUACGAGGGAACCUGCUGGAGAGCACAGCAGGACUCAACCUGCCCAGACUCAGGAACCUCUAUCUGGCGGGGAACAGUAUCAGCAGACUGGAGGGUCUGGAGGCAUUGACAGGGCUGCAGACCCUGCAUCUCCGCGACAACCAGCUCGAAACCCUACGCGGAUUCUCUGAGACCAUGACCUCGCUCCAGUACCUCAACGUCAG